This is a messenger RNA of Rhodotorula graminis WP1, 4501 nucleotides long. RefSeq lists its product as uncharacterized. The coding region runs from base 1 to 4350 and encodes 1449 amino acids. NCBI's taxonomy places the organism in Eukaryota, Fungi, Basidiomycota, Microbotryomycetes, Sporidiobolales, Sporidiobolaceae. The transcript has 5 exons. The record is from RefSeq and is a predicted model, not a curated record.
AUGAGCCACCAGCACCCGUACGGCUCGUCGCCGUACAGGCCGUUCUCUCCGGCCAAGCACCUCGCCCCCUCCUCGUCCCCCUCGUCGUCCCACCCCUCGGGCUCGGCCCCUUCCACUGGGUCCGCCCUCUCGCCCGCCCACUCGUCCCAGCCAGCGCCGACCGCAUCCACCUCGACCGCGUCCUCCUCCUCCUCGUCGUCGAGCCAGAUGGCCCCGCCCAGCAUCUGGCGCACCUCGGCCUUCUCGCCCCAGCAGAGCAACACCCUCGGCCAGACGAGGAUGCGCGCCCGCUCCAUCGGCAAGGGCUCGCACCUCCCUCCGCCCGUCCACCCUCACCUGUCACCCACCAUCCCGGGCAGCCCGGCCGGCGGCAGCCCCGGCUUCGAGCCGAGCCCGCGCGCCCGAGGACCGCAGCAGCUCGGUCGCGACGACGGCGCAGGACCAGGAGGGUACGGCCCGUCGCCGCUCGCCCGACAGCGCUCCGAGCACGGCGGCCGCGUCGCGUUCAGCGGGCGCGACUUUUACGACGUCGACGACGCGCCCACCUCGGCCGAGGGCACCGAGGAGUCGGGCUCGACCCGCUCCGACAGCCCGCCGCCACGCACGCCCCGCGACGGCCACGCCGGCGUCGGCGCCGCAGCAGCAGACGCCCCGCAGUACUGGGUCGAGUCGCCGAGCCGCCGCAACAGCGACGUCGACCACCACGAGCGCGAGGCGUGGCGCACCGGCGGCGAGCCCGACGACGAGGCGCUCGCGCUCGCAAAGGCGCAGCACGACGCGAGCCGCCGCAACCGCAGCCAGAGCCUCGAGGGCGUCACGCGCAUGAGCCUGCGCCGCGGCCGCAGCUUUACGAGCCUCGUCUCGCCCGCGACCGAGCGCAAGGACCCGCUCGCGGCCGCCGUCGCCAUGCCCCCGCCCAUCUUUGAGCAAUACGAGCCGCCGCCGACGCCCCACGUCCCGUCGUCGUCGUCGGUGUCGGCGUACGACUCGGCGGCAGCAGCAGCAGCUGUCGCGGCGGGCGACCGGUCGUCGACGUCGCUGUACCCGCCUGCGACGGGCGGCGUCCCCCUCGCGAGCGACCUCGUCCCGACCUCGUCGCCCAAAUCCCUGCGCGACUUUGUCCCGCAGCUCGUCAUCCUCCUGUCGCUCUUCGUGUCGUCGUUCGCCGUCAUCGCCUUCACCAUCUCGACCCUGCCCGGCCUCUUCCUCCCGCACUCGGUCGCCGACCUGCCCGCCCUCACGGCGACCCUGACGACGUACCGCGCGUCGUCGUACACGGCCGAGCUGCACCUGUUUGCCGUCUUGACGCUCCUGUUCCUGUGGAAGCAGUGCUUCUCGAUCCCGGGCAGCGUCUUGACCAACAUCCUGUUCGGCGCCCUGUACGGCACCUCGCUCGGCACGUGGUGGGCCUGCCUGUGGACCGCGCUCGGCAGCACGGGCGCGUACGCCAUCGCGCUCGUCAUCGCUCCUCUCGUCGAGUACUACUUCGCCAAGCCCCUCGACAUGACGCGCCGGGCGCUCAAGCUCCCCGCACCAGGCGCCGCACCGGUCCCUGUCGGCGUCGCUCAGGCCGCCGUCGCGCCCUUGUCGAGCUCCGACCUGUUCUCGCACCUCCUCCUCGCGAGGUUCUUCCCUCUCCUGCCCUACAGCGUCCUCAACGUCAUCUCGGGCGUGCUGCGCCUUCCCCUCACGCCCUUCUUUGUCACGCUCCUCCUCGGCUCGUUCCCGUUCAACUUUGCGACCGUGUCGAUCGGCAACCUGGUCGCGCUCGCGGCGGCCGACCCGUCGGUCCCGCUCGGCGACAAGAUCUGGUCGCGCGAGGUCGUCGUCAAGCUCGUCGCCGUCACGCUCGUCAGCGUCCUUCCGCUCGCGUUCAAGGAGCAGCUCAAGCGCGUCCUGUCGAGCGGCGGCGCGCUCGAACGCGCAAAGGACGCCGUCGCGCGCGCCCUGUUUGGGUUCGGCGCCGUGCCGCACGUCGCGCAGCCGACGCCCCACGCACCGUCGGCGUCGGCGUCGUCGGCCGGCAGUGGGCCGCGCGCGUGGCGCCGCAAGCUCGGGCGGAGCAUUGGCGGCGCGGGCGACCUGCUCAUGAGCGGGUGGGGCCGCGUGAGCCAUCCUGGAGGAGGCGGCGGCGAGGGCUCGAGCGCGGCGCAGGGCUGGGGCGGGUACCGCCGCGUGCCGCUCGAGGGCACGACGGGCGUGCUCGACGAGGCCGAGAUGGGCGCCCAACGCAGGAGGGAGCAGGCCCGACCACACCAAGACCUCGACCGCUCCACCGCCAGCGACGACUGGGCCCAGCUCGGGUCGCCCUCGGCCGACGACGACGAGCACCCCAUCCUCCUGUUCAACCCGCCCCCGCCAGCCAUCGACAGCUCGCAGUGGAGCGUGCUCGACCCGCCGUCAAGGCUCCGUCCUGCCCGGUCCACCUCGUUCACGUCGUCGGCCGCGUCGACCGAGGCGAGUGGCGACGGCGCGCCCGACUCGUCUUCGCUCGACUCGCCAUUCCCGCUCGCACAGGCGUCCCUCUUGCCCGCCCACGACGGCAGCGGCGUCUUUGGCGGCACCACCUCGACCCGCCGACCCCUCGACGCCGGCUCGCUCCUCCAGUCCGACAUCCUCCUCCCCUCCGUCUACGCCGACGUCGACGAGUCGGACGCCGCCUCGUCGUCCUUCUCGCGCGUGCCGCCCUCGCUCCUCCGCCGCGACUCGCACGCCUCGAGCACCUUCUCGUCGUUCGCCGGGUCCGACAUGUCGUCGCGCGCGUCGAGCGGCUGGGCCCUCACCGAGGAGGCCCUCUCGACGCUCCCCACGGCGGCGGCCGGCGUGCGGGGCGCGAGGGCAGGGCGAGGACGCGGUCGAGGCGCUCGUGACGCCGAGCUCGCCGACGACGAGGACGGCGCGAGUGCGGGCGUGACGUCGGGAUCGGAGGAGGACGAAGGACGGGCGCCGGACCCGGCAGCACAGCGGCGCCCGGCGACGACGACGACGGCGGCCGCGAGGCAGGCCGCUGUCGCGCGAGCUGCGGCGGCGCAGCAGCAGGACGACGACGACUGGGCGCACUCGCACCUCGCCAUGAGCGCCGGCAUCCACCCUCCCUCGUCUCGUCGUCGCCGCCCGCCGCCGCCCAGCACCCACUCUGCCCUCGGCCGCUCGCCCCUCGUCGGCAUCGGCGUCGCCCAGAUCUCGCCCGACAUCGUCUCGAGCGCGCUGCGCUCCCUGUCGCCCGUCAGCAGCAGCGCCCGAUCGCGCAACUCGUCGGGCUACAAGCGGCGCCACCGCCGUCCGGGCGCCGGCGCGCGCGACGGCGAGACCAAGAAGCGCAGCAGUGCGGGCGUCGCCGUACCGCUGUACGGCGAGUACAUGGAGCGCGUCAUGCGCGAGGAGGAGGACCGCGCGAGGAGGAUGCAGGAGCUCGUCAGGGUGCGCAAGGAGGAGCAGGAAGUCCGGCUCGCGCAGGACCGCGUUCUCUUCGGCUCGGCCGUUCACGCCUACAUGUCGAUCGACCCGUCGACUCUCGCCCUCAUCGGCUCGGCCACCCCGACCGCGUCCGCCAACCCGACGCCCACCCCUUCUCGCACCGCCUCGCCGACCCGUCACGCACAUGGACCCGCCGCCUUCGCCCACCAGGCCGCUCGCGAGCUGCGCCACUCGUCGUUCGACGCCGCCGCCGUCGAGCGCGCGGACGAGGUCAGCGACGCCGAGACCGAGGUCGACGCCGAGCACACGCACUCGUCGGCCGUCUCGUCGACGGCGAGCGGGCGAGCGCGAGCGCAGGGCGACUCGCCGUCGUGGCGGUGGACGGCCUACAGCGUCGAGGUCCCGCCGGCCGCCUCGCUGCGCACCUCGUCGUCGUCCGCGCACGACGCCCAGCUGUCGCCCGCGCACCGCUCGCACUCGACGUCCGACCUCGUCCAGCACGCGCACGCCGCCUCGCCCGACGGCGCCUCGAGCGCGCUCGGCCUCGUCCUGCGCUCGCCCUCGAGCUCGCCGCAGCGCCGCAGCUCGUCGUCGUUCGGCCCGAGCGCCUCGCUCGACGUUGCCCGGCGCGCGCGCUCGCACUCGAGCCAGUCGCUCAGCGAGGCCGACCUCGCGCGCCUCUCGCACGAGGAGCGCAUCCUCCUCGGGCCGGCCGGCUCGGGCCACGACGCGACGACGGCGUGGGGCGGCGAGCUCGACUCGUUCGCGCUCGCGCUCGGGUACUGGAAGAGGCUGUUGCGGCGGCUCAAGGAGGGCGCGGGACUCGGGCCGCAUGAGGGCGCGCCGGCGGCGACGGGAGGCGAAGGUGGAGGGGACGGGAUUCACCUCGUCGGCGGCGAGGGAGGGAUCGUCAGGAUGGUGACGGCGCACUAGAGCGCGAGAGGUGGGUGGGCUAGAGCGAGGAGGUCCUGGCAGUUGUUGCUUGUUCUCGUUCUCUCGCACCCCCCUCGCGUUCGCCUUUUCGCGCUCGACUUUUCGCGUGUAUCGUUCUCGCCUCUCGCCUGCAAUGUUACGAGAUGUCUGC